Molecule: messenger RNA, 1089 nt
Organism: Hydra vulgaris (swiftwater hydra)
Lineage: Eukaryota; Metazoa; Cnidaria; Hydrozoa; Anthoathecata; Hydridae
Source: RefSeq, a predicted model, not a curated record
AUGCUUCUGUGUGGUGACUUUAACUGCCCAGGUACUACUCCAAUAACCUGCAAUUCAAGACUUAAUGAGAUUUUAGAGACCUACGACAUGAUACAGCGAGUUCAAUCUCCAACUCGCAUAUCAUCUACUACUGGUAUAGCCAACUUGCUUGAUCUUGUAAUAAAUCGACAUGAUGAUAUUUCACUCAAAAGUAUCCAAGUAACUGACGAGGGUAUUUCAGAUCACUGUAUGAUUCGGGUAGAACUUUAUCAUCAACCUUUAAAUACUAAAACUGUUUGGUUUUCAAAACGAAACUUUAGAAAACUAAACUUGUCAUACUUUAUCAAAGAAUUGCAAGUGAUGCCAUGUUGCUUAUCACCUGAAAACAACGUGGAUAAUUAUGCUGAACAAAUAAUAUCAAGUAAAACAACUGUUCUUGAUCAUUUAGCACCCAUUCGAAAAUAUUCAAUACGAAUUGGUAAACAAGAUGAUAAAUGGUUAUCUUUAGAUGCCAAGAAUAAAAAAAUCAGACGUCGUAAACUGGAGCGUUGUUAUAGAAAAACUGGUAGUUUAUCAGAUAAAAAAUUAUAUCGAACUGCAUGCCGUGAGGCUGCAGCAGCAAUUCACAAAUCCAGAUGUAGUCAUUAUAAGGCGAAAAUAAAUUCAGCAUACGGUGAUCAAAAAGAAACAUGGAACUAUGUCAAGAAAUUACUACAUUCAAAAAGUUCUAAAUCUAAUAACACAAUACCAGAAGCAAAAUGCGAUAUAAUAAGUCAAUAUUUCAUACGCAAACUCGAAAUUAUAAAGAACCCUAUCCAGGAAAGGCUUAAAAAAACCCCGAUAUCUAAAUUUAUCUCAGAGUUAUCUCCACCUGUAGAUAUAUUAACAACAUUUGGUACAGUCACACCUACAGAUGUGUCAAAAAUAAUCAAAACUCUCAAACCUAAGACAUCGCCACUUGAUAUUAUUCCUACAAACAUCCUUAAAUCUUGUUCAGAAAUAUUCAGUCCAAUUAUAGCUCACCUUGCUGACCUCUCAUUCAAAUCCGGAAUUUUCCCAGCCUCAUAUAAAGUUGCUCAAAUACACCAACUCCCAAAAAAUCAAGACUAG